GCUUUAUUUUGGACUUUGCUAGAGGAAUAUACUUAAAAUGAUAGUGUACUUCGCUUUGAUGAAAAUUAUUUCCUUGAUUUUUUCUAAUUUUAUGGAAUCAAUCUUGUUGUGAGAAUAUCAACGUAAAUAAUGAAUUGGAUUGUGAAAUAUUAUGUGCAAGCAUUGAUUUGUGAUUUGGUUAACUUUUUGUGGCUUCAGGCAACAGGUCACAAAGAUUUCUGUUUGAUGCGAUCUUCGGCCUAGAAGUCCCCAUCCUGGAGGAGCAGAGCGUCGAGGAUGACGAAGACACCACCAAUGUCAAAAACUGUCCAUGUGAAUGCGGCAGAGCAAACACUCCCAGAAAGUUGGAGUGCGGCGGGGCAAACCAGGAGAACCGCAUAGUGGGCGGGAUGCCGGCGAGUUUGAACCGGUACCCGUGGAUGGCGAGGAUAGUCUACGAUGGACAGUUCCACUGCGGGGCCUCGCUGCUGACCAAGGAGUAUGUGCUGACGGCUGCGCAUUGUGUUAGGAAAUUAAAGCGGUCAAAAAUCAAAGUAAUACUAGGGGACCACGACCAAACAAUUACAACGGAAAGUGCUGCCAUCAUGAGGGCGGUGGUGGCUAUCGUCAGGCAUAGGAGUUUCAAUGCAGAGUCAUACAACAACGACAUCGCUUUACUCAAACUGAGAAAACCCGUCAAUUUCUCCAAGAUCAUCAAGCCUGUCUGUCUUCCCCCUGCAAGUAUCGAUCCAGCAGGCAAGGAAGGUAUAGUGGUGGGCUGGGGGCGGACUUCCGAGGGUGGGCAGCUGCCGGCCGUGGUACAAGAAGUCAGGGUACCUAUUCUCUCAUUGGCCCAGUGUCGCCGGAAAAGAUAUAAAGCUUCGCGGAUUACUCCUAACAUGCUAUGCGCGGGUCGGGCGUCCACGGACUCGUGUCAGGGCGACAGCGGCGGCCCUCUGCUGGUACAAGAUGGAGACAGAUAUCAAAUAGUUGGCAUCGUGUCGUGGGGAGUUGGAUGCGGCAGACCGGACUACCCAGGGGUCUACACCAGGAUCACUCAGUAUCUGAAGUGGAUCCGAUCAAAUUUGAACGGAAGCUGUUUAUGUACCAACUGAUGUAAAAAUACGAGGAUGACUUUAGAAAGAGAUCUAUAUACACAUAUUAUGCGAGAGACAUUAAAAGAUUAAAGUCCAUACCAUGUUACGUUACGUAAGUUACGUUUGUUUGAAAUUAUAAGAUGUAAAAAGUAGUUAUGUUAGCGUUACCAUGAGCAUGACAUAUCUAAAUCAUGGAUGGGUAAAGAUUCGAUUAAACCUUUAAAAUAUAGCCAUCAAUGUUAUUAAGUAAGUAUGUAUUAAAUUAAUUGUAUAGAGCUUAAAGCAUUUUCAGAAAACAAAGACAUUUUCAUAUCAACUUUGGUGGCUGAAACCAAAUAAAAUUUAACUUAUUAUUUUGUUUAGUAUUCUAUAGUUAUUUUGCACAUGGUCGACCAAUUGCGAAGAAAUUAUUUUCAUUACAUUGAGUAGAUAAAGAUUCCCUCUAUUGGUUACAAAUUGAAAUCAUAUUAUGUAAAUAAUUUUUAUUUCAAAUAUCCGUAUAGAUCAAAUAUCCGUCAGACGUAUAGAAUCAUGGGAUUAAUAUAUUCCCUGACCAGACUAUUGGUAAAACGUAACCUAGAUAUAUGCCACACCUAGAUUGAUAGCUUGUUGCAUUUUAUUUGACAAGUGGUAUUAGUUUUGCCAUAGAGCGCGAAUCCUCAUUGGUGCCAAGUGUAAGUACGGAGGACCCACAAAGCUAAGUGUAGCUAUGCUAGUAAUUAGGUUUUCCUGUUUUAUGUGUUGUUUAUUCCUUCCUUACGUACAAUUGUCUACAAAUUCAAGCCUGUUAAUUUACAUAAUAUUUAAAAGUCUACUUCUACAAGAUAUUUCUAAAUUAUCAUUUUUUUGGCUUCACCCAAAAUGUAUGGGGUAACGUGGUGGUUUGCAGAAAUCUGCGCCAUAGUUUUAAUUACCUUUUUUACUUUUUGACUUUAAUUCUGGUGGGUUAUAAAAAAUUUUUUACUUUUUUUUUCAUUUGUGUUAUUGUUCUAUAAGAUUUUUUUUAUUAUUAUUUUAAUGAUAGGAUUAUUCUGUCAGGCCGGUGGUGCAGAUUACCAAUAGAUUUAAGAGAAUUUUGUUGACUACCUAAGUGUUCAAUUGAUUUUUUUUUGUAAAUAUGUAAGGUUUAAUUGUAACUGUAGGUACUGUAAUUUAUUUAACCUAAUUAUAACUUAUUAACUUAUUUUAUUAUUUUUGUUGAUCAAUAUUAUUUUUCCAAAUUUGUAAUAUACCUAUCUACCUAUCGUUUUUGUAAGCAUUGAUUGUAGAUCCUUCGACAGUAGGUAUAAACAACAACUAUUAUAUUAUAAAAAAAUAUUCAAUGCAAAUUUUAAACGUUUCUUAUAGUUCAGUGAAUCAUCGAAUUUAUUUACGUACUAAGGUUAAUAAUCUUUCUUAUCUUAUCUAAUAAUAAUCCUUUAUUUUAUAUAAGAUUUUCUAUAAAAGUCGGUAUAUUUUUAACUAUACAUUAGGAAUAGAUUAUAAGUAACAGUGCUCUUUAGGCUACACCUGUGAUCUUUUUCACUAUAAAGUUUUUGAACGAACUGUGCGUAGGUAUUCUAUAAGGUAGUUAAAUAUUAUUGAGCUUUAGUCUUAAAAAAAUUGAAUUUAUUUAUUGUUUAGGUUU
Messenger RNA from Amyelois transitella, 2703 nucleotides. Its product is annotated as trypsin-1-like. The transcript has 8 exons. The record is from RefSeq and is a predicted model, not a curated record. The coding region runs from base 390 to 1094 and encodes 234 amino acids. Lineage: Eukaryota; Metazoa; Arthropoda; Insecta; Lepidoptera; Pyralidae. Gene Ontology annotation, molecular function: serine-type endopeptidase activity. Gene Ontology annotation, biological process: proteolysis.